Molecule: messenger RNA, 8687 nt
Organism: Lates calcarifer (barramundi perch)
Lineage: Eukaryota; Metazoa; Chordata; Actinopteri; Centropomidae
Gene: polr2a
Product: RNA polymerase II subunit A
Exons: 29
Coding region: 270-6170 (1966 amino acids)
Biological process (GO): transcription by RNA polymerase II
Cellular component (GO): RNA polymerase II, core complex
Molecular function (GO): DNA binding
Source: RefSeq, a predicted model, not a curated record
GCUCUGUUUCACGCUCAGAAGCGCUUAGAGCGCUCCAGAGUGUAGAUCAGGAAAAGGGAGGGGAGCAGUCGGUGGCCAGCAUACUUAGGACCAAAACAUAAAUAAUUCGGCCAUUAAGGCAACCGACAGCAGAGGUCCCUGGGAUAUCGCCUUCGGAGACUUUCCGGUCACCGUUGGCGGCCUGACCAGAGUCGUGGUGACAAUUUAAAGGCUGUUCCUGCUCACAAAGCGGCGUGCCGAGGAAGGACGCGUCUCUUUGAAUAGACAGGAUGCACGGACCGCCCUCCGGCGACAGCGCAUGCCCAUUGCGCACGAUCAAGAGAGUUCAAUUCGGCAUCAUCAGCCCAGAUGAGCUUAAACGGAUGUCGGUUACAGAGGGGGGAAUCAAAUACCCCGAAACAACAGAAGGAGGACGUCCUAAACUUGGUGGCCUUAUGGAUCCAAGACAAGGUGUCAUAGAAAGAACUGGAAGAUGUCAGACAUGUGCAGGCAACAUGACAGAAUGUCCAGGCCACUUUGGACAUAUAGAACUGGCAAAGCCGGUUUUCCAUGUCGGCUUCAUUACAAAGAUAAUGAAGGUUCUUCGAUGUGUUUGCUUCUUUUGCUCCAAGCUAUUAGUGGACUCAAACAAUCCAAAGAUCAAAGACAUCCUGGCAAAAUCUAAAGGGCAGCCCAGAAAGCGUCUGACACAUGUGUACGAGCUGUGCAAAGGAAAAAAUAUAUGUGAAGGAGGGGAGGAGAUGGAUAACAAAUUUGGAAUGGAGCAGCAGGAGACAGAGGAGGACCUCACUAAGGAGAAGGGUCACGGUGGCUGCGGACGCUACCAGCCACGCAUCAGACGCUCCGGCCUGGAGCUGUACGCGGAGUGGAAGCACGUUAAUGAGGAUUCACAGGAGAAGAAAAUCCUGCUGAGUCCUGAGCGUGUACACGAGAUCUUCAAGCGCAUCUCAGAUGAAGAGGACAUCAUCUUGGGCAUGGACCCAAAGUUCGCUCGGCCUGAGUGGAUGAUUGUAACUGUGUUGCCCGUGCCUCCACUGGCUGUGAGGCCUGCUGUAGUCAUGCAGGGAUCUGCUCGCAACCAGGAUGACUUGACCCACAAGCUGGCUGACAUUGUCAAGAUCAACAACCAGCUGAGGAGAAACGAGCAGAGUGGUGCAGCAGCUCAUGUCAUAGCUGAGGAUGUGAAGCUGCUUCAGUUUCAUGUAGCCACGAUGGUGGACAAUGAAUUGCCAGGCCUGCCAAGGGCAAUGCAAAAAUCAGGUCGCCCUCUCAAAUCCAUAAAACAGCGUCUAAAGGGAAAGGAGGGGCGAGUCCGAGGUAACCUGAUGGGCAAGCGUGUGGACUUCUCCGCCCGAACCGUCAUCACCCCUGACCCCAACCUGCAGAUUGAUCAAGUGGGCGUACCACGAUCCAUCGCCGCCAACAUGACCUUCCCAGAAAUCGUCACACCCUUUAACAUUGACAGAUUGCAAGAGCUGGUGCGAAGAGGCAACAGUCAGUACCCAGGAGCCAAAUACAUCAUCCGUGAUAACGGAGACAGAAUUGACCUACGAUUCCACCCCAAACCAAGUGACCUUCACCUGCAGAUCGGCUACAAGGUGGAAAGACACAUGUGUGAUGGUGACAUCGUCAUCUUCAACCGACAGCCUACACUACACAAAAUGUCCAUGAUGGGGCACAGGGUUCGGAUUCUGCCCUGGUCCACAUUUCGACUCAACCUCAGUGUGACCACACCAUACAAUGCCGACUUUGACGGGGACGAGAUGAACCUCCACCUGCCUCAGUCUCUUGAGACGAGGGCAGAGAUCCAGGAGCUGGCCAUGGUGCCGCGUAUGAUCGUCACACCCCAGUCCAACAGGCCCGUCAUGGGUAUUGUGCAGGACACCCUCACAGCUGUGCGCAAAUUCACCAAGAGAGACGUCUUCUUAGAGAGGGGCGAAGUCAUGAACCUCCUCAUGUUCCUCUCCACCUGGGAUGGGAAAAUGCCUCAGCCGGCCAUCCUCAAGCCCCGUCCUCUGUGGACAGGCAAACAGAUCUUCAGCCUCAUCAUUCCUGGACACAUCAACGUCAUCCGCACGCACAGCACCCACCCCGAUGACGAGGACAGCGGCCCUUACAAACACAUCUCACCAGGGGACACCAAGGUCAUAGUGGAGAAUGGUGAGUUGAUCAUGGGCAUCCUGUGUAAGAAGUCUCUGGGAACCUCAGCCGGCUCCCUCGUCCACAUCUCUUACCUGGAGAUGGGCCACGACAUCACCCGACUCUUCUACUCCAACAUUCAGACUGUGGUCAACAACUGGCUGCUCAUUGAAGGUCAUUCCAUUGGUAUCGGUGACUCCAUUGCUGACGCCAAGACAUACCUCGACAUCCAGAAUACCAUCAAGAAAGCCAAACAGGAUGUGAUAGAAGUCAUUGAGAAAGCCCACAACAACGAGCUGGAGCCGACCCCUGGUAACACACUGAGGCAGACCUUCGAGAACCAGGUGAAUCGUAUCCUGAACGACGCUCGUGACAAAACAGGAUCCUCCGCCCAGAAGUCUCUGUCUGAGUACAACAACUUCAAGUCCAUGGUGGUGGCCGGUUCUAAGGGUUCAAAGAUUAACAUCUCACAGGUUAUUGCUGUGGUGGGGCAGCAGAACGUGGAGGGUAAACGAAUCCCCUUUGGCUUCAAACACCGCACGCUGCCUCACUUCAUCAAAGAUGACUACGGUCCUGAGAGCAGAGGCUUUGUGGAGAACUCCUACCUGGCUGGCCUGACGCCGACAGAGUUCUUCUUCCACGCCAUGGGAGGCAGAGAGGGUCUGAUCGACACAGCUGUCAAGACUGCUGAGACUGGUUACAUCCAGCGUCGUCUGAUCAAGUCUAUGGAGUCUGUGAUGGUGAAGUACGACGGCACGGUGCGGAACUCUAUCAACCAGGUGGUCCAGCUGCGCUACGGCGAGGACGGUCUGGCAGGAGAGAACGUCGAGUUCCAAAAUCUGGCAACAGUCAAACCCUCACACAAGGCCUUUGAAAAGAAGUUUAAGUUUGAUUGCACCAACGAGCGAGCGCUGAGGCGGAUGUUGCAAGAAGAUGUGGUGAAAGACGUGCUGACCAACGCCCACGUGCAGAGCACCUUGGAGAGGGAGUUCGAGAAGAUGAAGGAGGAUAGGGAGAUCCUUCGAGCCAUUUUCCCCACCGGGGACAGUAAGGUGGUGCUGCCAUGCAACCUGGCCAGAAUGAUCUGGAACGCUCAGAAGAUCUUCCGCAUCAACACUCGGACCCCAACAGACCUGAAUCCUCUAAGAGUGGUCGAGGGCGUUCAGGAGCUGAGUAAGAAGCUGGUGAUUGUGAAUGGCGAGGACCCACUGAGCAGACAGGCCCAGCAGAACGCCACUCUGCUCUUCAACAUCCACCUGCGCUCCACUCUCUGCUCCAAACGCAUGACGGAGGAGUUCCGCCUGUCCACAGAGGCUUUCGACUGGCUGCUGGGAGAGAUUGAGACCAAGUUCAACCAGUCCAUUGCCCACCCAGGUGAGAUGGUCGGCGCGCUGGCUGCUCAGUCGCUGGGAGAGCCGGCCACCCAGAUGACCCUAAACACUUUCCACUACGCCGGUGUGUCGGCCAAGAACGUGACACUUGGUGUGCCUCGUCUAAAGGAGUUGAUCAACAUCUCCAAGAGGCCCAAGACGCCCUCACUGACUGUUUUCCUGCUGGGUCAGGCGGCACGUGACGCAGAGAGGGCCAAAGACAUCCUCUGUCGACUGGAGCACACCACACUGAGAAAAGUGACAGCCAACACUGCCAUCUACUACGACCCCAACCCCCAGAACACGGUGGUGGCCGAGGACCAGGAGUGGGUGAACGUCUAUUACGAGAUGCCCGACUUCGACGUGACGCGCAUUUCACCAUGGCUGCUGCGCAUCGAGCUCGACCGCAAGCACAUGACUGAUCGCAAGCUGACCAUGGAGCAGAUCGCCGAGAAGAUCAAUGCAGGGUUCGGAGACGAUCUGAACUGUAUCUUCAACGACGACAAUGCUGAGAAACUCGUUCUGCGAAUCAGGAUCAUGAACAGCGACGAGAACAAGUUCCAAGAAGAUGAGGAGGUGGUGGACAAAAUGGACGACGAUGUGUUCUUGAGGUGCAUCGAGUCCAACAUGCUGACAGACAUGACCCUGCAAGGCAUCGAGCAGAUCAGCAAGGUGUACAUGCACUUACCUCAGACCGACAACAAGAAGAAGAUCAUCAUCACAGAGGACGGUGAGUUCAAGGCCCUGCAGGAGUGGAUCCUGGAGACAGACGGAGUGAGUCUCAUGAGAGUGCUCAGCGAGAAGGACGUGGAUCCCGUCAGGACCACCUCCAACGACAUUGUGGAGAUCUUCACGGUCUUGGGUAUUGAGGCAGUGCGAAAGGCUCUGGAGAGGGAGUUGUACCACGUCAUCUCCUUCGACGGUUCCUACGUCAACUACCGUCACUUGGCUCUGCUCUGUGACACCAUGACCUGCCGCGGUCAUCUGAUGGCUAUCACACGUCACGGCAUCAACCGUCAGGACACGGGACCGCUCAUGAAGUGUUCCUUUGAGGAGACGGUGGACGUGUUGAUGGAGGCAUCGUCCCAUGGUGAAAGUGACCCCAUGAAGGGUGUGUCUGAGAACAUCAUGCUCGGCCAGCUCGCCCCGGCUGGUACAGGCUGCUUUGAUUUGCUGCUGGAUGCUGAGAAGUGUAAAUACGGCAUGGAGAUCCCCACAAACAUACCUGGCAUCAGCGUGGCUGGACCCACUGGAAUGUUCUUUGGCACAGUGCCCAGUCCCAUGAGUGGUAUGUCACCUGCCAUGACCCCGUGGAACACUGGAGCUACACCAGCCUACGGCGCCUGGUCCCCCAGUGUCGGAAGCGGCAUGACCCCUGGAGCAGCAGGUUUCUCUCCCAGUGCAGCAUCAGACGCAAGUGGCUUCUCUCCAGGGUACUCCCCAGCCUGGUCCCCCACUCCUGGGUCCCCGGGGUCUCCAGGACCUGCCAGCCCAUACAUCCCAUCUCCAGGUGGAGCCAUGUCACCCAACUACUCACCCACCUCCCCGGCCUACGAGCCUCGCUCCCCUGGAGGCUACACCCCUCAGAGCCCGGGCUACUCCCCAACAUCACCGUCUUACUCCCCCACUUCUCCCUCCUACUCCCCCACCAGCCCGAACUACAGCCCGACAUCUCCUUCCUACUCUCCCACUUCGCCCAGUUACUCCCCAACUUCUCCUUCCUAUUCACCCACAUCUCCUUCUUACUCCCCAACAUCCCCAUCCUACUCCCCCACUUCCCCGUCUUACUCCCCCACCUCCCCCUCCUACUCUCCCACCUCGCCGAGCUACAGCCCAACGUCGCCGAGCUACAGCCCGACGUCGCCCAGCUACUCUCCCACCUCGCCUUCUUACUCCCCCACCUCGCCUUCUUAUUCUCCCACAUCUCCCUCUUACUCCCCCACCUCCCCCUCAUACUCCCCCACCUCUCCUUCCUACUCGCCGACCAGCCCGAGCUACAGCCCCACGUCGCCGAACUACACCCCCACCUCGCCCAGUUAUUCCCCCACCUCCCCCUCCUACUCCCCGACAUCGCCCUCUUACUCCCCAACCUCCCCCAACUACACCCCGACCAGCCCCAACUACUCUCCCACCUCUCCCUCGUACUCUCCCACCUCUCCGUCCUACUCCCCUUCCAGUCCACGCUACACCCCGCAGUCACCCACCUACACACCCAGCUCACCCUCAUACAGCCCCAGCUCACCCUCUUACUCCCCCACCUCCCCCAAAUACACCCCGACUUCACCCUCAUACAGCCCCAGCUCCCCGGAGUACACUCCCACCUCUCCCAAGUACUCCCCUACUUCUCCAAAGUACUCCCCAACAUCACCCAAGUACUCACCCACUUCUCCCACCUACUCCCCGACAACUCCAAAAUACAGCCCCACCUCUCCCACCUACUCCCCCACCUCCCCCACCUACACCCCCACCAGCCCCAAAUACUCCCCUACGUCCCCGACUUACUCCCCAACCUCACCCAAGUACUCACCCACAUCUCCCACAUACUCGCCAACUAGUCCUAAAGGCUCCACAUACAGCCCCACCUCCCCUGGAUACAGCCCCACCUCACCCACCUACAGCCCGGCCAUCAGCCCCGAUGACAGCGACGAGGAGAACAACUGAUGAGCCACGGCGGAGAAGGGGAGGCACCUGAAGAAACACCUCCCCCAUCAUCUCAUAGGUGGACACCUGAAGGACAGCACCCAUAACCAGCUGGAGGCUGUCUCAACCAUCUGAGGGAGUUGCCCCACCUUUACCCCCUCCCCCCAAAUAGUUAAACUAUUAUGUGAAAGACUUGAACUGCUUUGCCUGAAGGAAAAAAAAGGCUGCCUUUUGAAAUAGUUUUUUAAUUUUCACACGGGGUGUCGAAGCAAAACUGCAAAUCCCAAGAGGGAAUGAAAAGGAGAGGAAGAUGUGGUGAACACAUGAGGGGGAGAAAAUGUCCCUUUUUAACUUUAUAGUGUAUUGCAUCCAGUCUCUCUCUUGUUCUCUAAGUGUUGGGUAUAUAGUCGUUCCUGGAAAGCAUACAUUUUGCCAAAAGCCUUUUUUGAAAAACUAAGUGGAUUGUAUUCAUCACUAAAACAUAAGCUCUAAAGAAAAUCAAGGAGGUAAGGUUUAGACUUUGUUUACUGCAUAUUUCACAGAGGUGUAUCUUGUUAGACCUUUUGCUGCUUUUGUAAAAGUACAGUUGCUGCCAGUUUUGAGGGCAUUUUGUGGAUGAGAGAAGAUGGAGCUUUAGGUGUUUUGAUACAUUCAAAUGGUCGGGUCAGAAUGUCUAAAGGAGAGUCGGAUGAUCGGUAUAAAUGCAUACAUUACAGGAGAGAGAAACUGGUUUGCAGGGAAAGGAAAUCUCACUCUGAACAUCAUUAACUACACAGGUGUAUGUACCCAUCGCCCUCCCCUCUUCCUCCUUCACACCCCAAAGACAAAACCUGAAAGAUGUCAUGAAAACACCCACCAGCAUCCUCUUGUCCUGAGACUUCUGCAUCAAAAGCAAAAAAAAAAAAAAAAAAAAAAAAAAAAACUUUUCCAGAUGCUAUUCUUCCCUUGACACUGGGAAUUUAAAGAUUUAUAUGAAAAAAAAUAAUAGUCAGAAAGAUUAUUCUGUCUUUAAUUUUGAUUCUAGGAGGAAAUGGGGCACACGUGGACGAGGGAUACUAGUUUGGCGUUGCUGCUUUUGUCAUUGUUUGCAUGAGUAGCACAUGUUAAUACAUUUUAAUCAAGCUUUAGGUUGAAAUUUGUUUCGUAUUCCUCCCACUUCUUGCUAAUCUUCGUCCCAUUUCUAAUAGCUGACGUGUACACAAGUUUAUUUGGACAAUUCAAUUUAUUUAAGAAAGAAAGUUAACUACUAUUCUGUGUGAAUAUGAAUAGAGGAAAAUUAAGAAUUUUAAUUUUGUUUUUGGCUUAUCACUUGUUUGCUUUUGGUGACUUUGUAAACCUGUUUGCAGGAGGCUCAUGUUCAUAUACUGUGGAUGAAGGGGCAGUGGACGGAGGGAGUAGUUUUAUAUAUUUUUUUUUUCACCCCCCCUUGUUUUCCCCAGCAGUCUGAGUUUUUGCCAUUACAGCGACUGCUCUUUUCACUAACAGUUGUACAAAAUGUUGCGUGACGUCGCUUCAGUUAAAAGGUUGAAGAGCAUAAAGUUAAGAGCUCAGUUUGGUGUUUUCACUGCUCGGGACGCCAGAGGGCAACUUUUGUCCUGUUGGCCUUUUUCCUCACAACGGGGUGGAACAGUUUCUUGUCUUUAAGCAGAGAUCGUCCAAAGAAACAGCACUUUUGGCCUCUCUAUAAAAAAAACCUUACCCACUACAUUAGUGUGAACUUUCUUUUGAUUAAGGGUGCUUUCUCACAACUUGACCUAAUUCGGCUUGUGUGAGGGGAACCGUCUGUAACCGUCUGACAAUGGAAACAUUUUUUCCCUUUCCCUCCUCGUUCCAUUCGAUCAUUCGAUGCGGUUUCUGAAUUUCUCGGAUUAGCUGGGUCUCCUCCCUCUUCCCUCUUCAUCCACAAGUGAUCCUCAUUUCUGAAAUCAGUGUUUCUUUUUUCUACCCGUGUAUGUACCUGUGACGAGGGGAAUCAUAGGGAGGGCGGGGGAUGUAUCAGAACUGACCGGGAGUCCUGAGGAGAUACAACACAACCAGUAAUUUUUUUUGGGGGGGCUUAUGUUCUGAAAGUGUUUAAAUAAUUUUGUGAAACAUUGCUUCCAUGGUCGUCUUGAAUUGAAAGGACUGCAUCCUCUGGCCUUUGAGAUAAAGCAGGUUUGGUAAUUGCACUUAGUAAAUAUUGUGGUGGAGCUUGUCGCUUUCCAUAAAGCCCCUUAAUUGUUAUAUUUUGUCCACUAUGCUUGCAUCCAAUCCUGUUGUCUUAACUGUGUGCUGUCCAGUCAAUUCAGGACGUCAGGACUCCCAGGUUGAAUGAAUGACUGAAAGCUGCGCGUGUGUGUGUGUGUGUGUGUGUGCGGUUAGUGCGUGUCCAGAGGCGAGACAGGGUUUCAAGCAGAGGAAAGACUUCAUGUCUGGGCAAAGGAAGGUUUAACUUAAAAUUGCCACUGUAUAGAAAUUGAUUCAUUAUCUCAUUCUCUGUAUCUUUGUUCUGUUUGUUUUUUGACUUGGGAAAAAAAAACAAUAAAAGUUUUACUAUAA